AUGAGUGGAGAUGCUUCUGGUUGCAUGAGACAGAUGGUCUUCGACAAGUUCCCAAAUUUCAAGCUUACCUCACAUCAUUCAGAGUACACUAUCGGCACUGAUCUAGAUCCGUUCAACCGGCCGGAGCAUGUACAUACCUUGAAGGGUCGUGAAUUGUGCUUCUUCGUGGUUUUUUACACCCUUGCUGUCUCCUUGAUAGUACUGGUGUUCGAGUUCUUCAUGCCGGUGCUCUUCAAUCCAAAUUAUCCUAACACGGAUUGA
Ostertagia ostertagi is the source of this 261-nucleotide messenger RNA. The record is from the annotation of a GenBank genome assembly. NCBI's taxonomy places the organism in Eukaryota, Metazoa, Nematoda, Chromadorea, Rhabditida, Trichostrongylidae.